UGGAGCAUGAAACAAUAGUUGGUCGGUGUAGCAACGGAGAGGAAGUGAACGAAAGUAGUGGAUAAACGCAAGUUGCUUGUUGCUUGUUGCUUUUUUGUUUUUUGCAUCUUCUACCACAUCUCUUUUAUAUGAUCGGUUAUAUCAGUUGUAUAAUUUCGUCAAUAAUACUUGUGGAAGCGAUUCCCUGCUAUUUUGCUUGCAAGUGAGCUUCAAGUUGAGUGAGAUGACGGUAUAGUGUUCGCAUCGGAGCGUUUGCUUUCUUCAAUUAUACGCCAUCGUUGGUUCAUAUUGAUUUAAUUACAUACGUUGUUGAUAUUUUGGUUCUUGCUUUGAUUUUUUUCAUUGACUGAACUUUCUUUCUGUAACUUGGUUUUUUUUUUUCCUUUUCUUUUCUUUAUUAAGUAUUACUUUUCAAGUAUUGUUCUUUUAACUUAAGAACAUCAAAAUAUCAUUUUGUGAAAAAAAAAAAAGAAAAAAGAAAGAAAAGAGAAAAAGGCGAAAAUAAAAAGAUACGAAAGAUAGCACAAAACGUAUAUAGUGAAUUGGAAUAGUUCAACUGUGAAACUAAACAAAAAACACAGAGAAAAAUAACAAACAAUUCUUUAACUAUCACAACUUCGAGCAACAGCGUCUAUAUAUGGGUGCAGCAGUUACGAUAAACAGUAUCAACAACUUCAGCGCCAGUUCUUUACUUUUUACAGUCAAUUAUUUGCGAUAAAUCAACAGUCUCAACUGGAAACCGAAGCUGAAAACCUGAAGUCUGUGGUCUUUUAACAGACAUACAACCUAUUGUUGCAAAGUUUUUAACUUACUGUUGAAAUAUUAUUGCUGAUCUACCGUUUUAAGGAGUUACCUUAAAACAUAACUCAAGCAGAAAAAUGUUUUCACACAUGGAAGGAGUCGACAAAUUCUGCCGUCUGACUUAUCGAGACUUUUGGAGGUUACUCCUAUUUUUUCUAGCAUUUCAUAUCAGUUUUGUGGAUGCGGGUCACAAACAAAAAAACCUUUAUACAUACCCACAAAAUAAUUCUGACUGCCCGAGGACAUUGGUUGAAGUAAAUGCAGGUCACCUGGGUGUGAAGGCAGUACUUGCAAAACAUGAAAGUGCAUUGCUCAUGUUACUUGGCUUCGGGGGAUUCUCUGUUAUCUUAGCAAUCUUAUAUAAUGCCGUACGAAAAUACAUCUACCACGAUGAACACAACUUGGACACAACUUUUGAUGCCGGUGGCAAUGUAAGUCUUAGUUUAACUGCUGUUACCGUGGCAUCGCAGUUAUUUUGGCCUGGAGACAUCUUACAGAGUGCGACACUUGCUACAAAGAAUGGAAUAGCUGGACCAUUCUGGUAUGCUGUCGGUGUCAUGAUAAACAUACUAAUUUUCCCCAUCCUUUCUGUACAUUUCAAGACACGUGCACCAGGAGCAAAAACAUAUCUUCAAGUGAUGUAUGCCAGAUACGGCCGUGCUGCCCACGCAGUGUUUUGCGUUUUUGCUUUAAUGACAAAUCUGAUCAUCACGAUUGGUGUCAUUUUGGCUGGUCAAGCAACAAUCAAGUCCCUGACGAAGGAUGCUUCUGAUGAGUUUUCAAUAAUCAUCAUGGCUACACUGUUUGGUUCUUAUUCUCUCAUAGGAGGACUAGGUACAACAUUCUAUGUAUCCUACUUCAACGCCUGCCUGGUCUUCGUGCUGCUUAUCAUAUUUGUAGCGAAGAUCUUCUUUGUGAGUGAUGAAAGAUACUCGGCCAUUGGUAGCAUGGAGACUAUGUAUGAUGCAAUCAUAUGCUUAAAGGGUCCUGAAGCCAACGAACAAAACAGCUUUUUAACGUUUCGGUCGUCUGUGGCUCUUUUAUACGGUGUCAUUGAAAUUUUUGUCUCGUCUGCCGUAACUUUCUGCGACCAGGCCUCUUGGCAAAGUCGUAUCGCCGCUAAACCUGCCCAAGGAGUAUGGGGAUUUAUAUUAGCUGGUUUUAUGUGGUUCUCCGUCCCAGCCUGUAUGGCUACAACCACCGGAAUGGCUUAUCUCGCGCUCAGCUCAAAAAAUGGAACGCAUAUGCUUUCAGUUGCCGAAAUUGAUGAAGGUCUCGUGACGCCAAUGAUUGCAGAAAAAAUCCUUGGAGAAGCCGGAGGCAUCAUGAUUCUAACCAUGGGGUCGAUGGCUCUUAUGUCCACAGGUUCCGGUGAAGUUAUGGCAGUAUCUUCUAUUAUCGUGUACGAUAUUUACCAAACUUACAUUAAGCCAUUCAGGAGAAACCUUAAGCGGAACCAAUGCGUUCUGUGCGGGAAGACCAAGGUGAAAAUGGAAACAAACGGUGAUCUGUGCGACCAAAACGGAAGUGGAAGUGGUGGCGGCGGCGGAAGUAGUACAACAGCUCGGGGUGACAAUCUGAAUUGUAAAUGCUUAACGGUUUCUGCCUGUCCACGUUGUAAAGAUGAUCUGGAAGCACGUAAUGCUCGGGCUAAGAAAGAACCAACUCGUUUUCGGUACCAAUGCCCUACUCAUGGUUCUUAUCGCGAAUAUCAAGAUGAUUUAAUAGCCUUCAAAAACUGGUGCAUUGUAUGGGUGACCAUAAGCAUCAUACCUCUUGGUCUGAUGGUGUUUAUGUCUGGUAUCAACCUUAACUGGAUAUUUUAUGUUGGCGCUAUUCUUACAAUUCCUUACUUUCCUCCAGUACUUUUGUCAAUCCUAUGGGUGAAAGCCACUGGAAAAGGCCUCAUAGCCGGAAGUAUGAUGGGAUUAUUAUGUGGAACCAUUGUCACAUUAGGAGUAGCUUCUACUUACCCUGGAGGUCUUGGAAAUUUCUUGAUCAACACAGUUCAAGACAAUGUCUUGUUGGCUGGCACAAUAACAAGUUUUGCAGUCAGUUUGAUCUUUUGUGUGGUAACAUCGCUACUGACACAUCAGAUCGUUUCAAAAGAAGCCAAAGAGGCGGAAUGGCAAAAAUUGUUUAACAUUGAUAAUCCUUUAAAUCCUUGGGAACAAAACUACAGAGAAGAACUUGCUGGUAUGGAAUAUAACGAAAGACCGACAUCUCAGCAAAUGAACCAGGCUUUCCGAUCUGCCAAAUUAACAGCUUAUAUAGGUGGAACUUCCUGUAUUUUUAUUUUCGCAGUAGUUAUCCCAGGCAUUAUGGCGAGUUUUUCAGUGAUGAAUGAAACACAGUUUAAAAUCUGGGUAAGUUUCACGCAAUUGUGGGUUCUCGUAAUGGCUGUCAUAGUUAUUUUUCUACCACCUUUUGAAGAGGUGUCAAGAAUUAUGCGGCAGUACAAACUAAACAAGAGUAUUUCAUUGAAAGAAAAUUUUAUAGAAAUGAAAGACAAUUACUAUCCGUUGGAUGAUCAGGGAGCAGCCAAAGUAUAAAGGUUGGAAAUUAUAUUAACUUAGUCUUACGAGCGACCACUAAAUCUACAGGAUGAAAACGCUCUAUGAAACAACAAAGGGGGUAACGAACGAAGAGAUUUCUCAUGGUAAAACCAGGACUUGAAGAGAAAAAUGCGAAGGCUGCGAAAUAUUAGCGGUAGAUACAGAAAAAUCUUCAUCUAAACUUUUACACAACCAAUCUUGCAUAAUUUAUAGACAUACUACGAGUACGUUUUCGUGUUCUUGUUCAUCAAGUUCGUAUUUUCCAUAAAAUAACAAUAUUUGUUGUUUUGAUUGGUAGCUAACUAAAACAGAAAAUAAAAUGUAAAAAAAAAAAUAAAUACCAAGAGGUAAAACAAAGGUAUAUUGGUGUUUAGUUUGAAAAUACUGACUGACAUUGUAACAAUCUCUAGUCUUGUUAAAAUUGUCAUUUGGAUUCAGUCGAAAAGCAGCUGUAUUGUAAAUAGGAAAAGAAAACGUGUAAAAACGAUGAUAUUGUCUGAUGAUUCUGAAGUAGUAAUUUUAAAUGCAUGUUGAAUUAGAAAUACACGUUGAACGGAUUCAGUAGAUGCAUUCAGUUGAUGUACUUUUUGUAGUCAGAAAGGAACAAUUGCACACAAGCACAAAGGCAAUGGAUAUAGCGCGCCGGCCGAUGAACACAUUGUGAAAUGUAGACAUCUGAAAGGAUUAUACUGUAUACAUAUGUAAAAGUUUCAGAUAUCAUUUUCUCACCUGUUCAGUGUAAUAAAUAAAAUGGUAAACAUUUUCA
Messenger RNA from Octopus sinensis (East Asian common octopus), 4122 nucleotides. Its product is annotated as urea-proton symporter DUR3-like. The coding region runs from base 879 to 3353 and encodes 824 amino acids. Lineage: Eukaryota; Metazoa; Mollusca; Cephalopoda; Octopoda; Octopodidae. Gene Ontology annotation, biological process: urea transmembrane transport. Gene Ontology annotation, molecular function: urea transmembrane transporter activity. The record is from RefSeq and is a predicted model, not a curated record. The transcript has 9 exons. Gene Ontology annotation, cellular component: plasma membrane.